AUGCCCGAAUUCGAGUUCCAAAUCAGUGUGCUGGAGAAAACUGUUCGGUCUCGCCCCAAUCCGUGCAGUGAGAAUUGGGUGGCAUGUGACCGUGAAACAUGUAUUCCGCAACGAAUGUGGUGUGAUGGCAUUUCCAAUUGUCCGCAAAGACAAGAUGAGGGUCAACACUGUACAGCUGCAUCCUUGGACCCGAACGCCAUAGGACCGGAUGGCAGACGUAUAGCUGAUCAAGGCAAAAGUAGCUACGAGCUUCGUAAGGAACAAGAGGCGCGAGAGGCAGAAGCGGCUCGAUUGGCUGCACAGAAGUUGCACUUAUCCAUUCUCGGCAGCCUUGGUUUGCUAUUGACCAUUGUGACGGUUACCUGUGUGGUCAUGGCCAUUCGUCGUCGAAAACGUACUCAACUUCGAGUUCAAGCCAGCAAGACGACAACCGAUCAUCCAAUUACGCCCGCAGUCCCUCCCACAGAGCCCAAGCCGGUCCGAUUGAAUCACAUCAUGUCUAGUGGUACGUUGUUGUUGGAAAAACCAACAACACCAAUUGCUGCGGAACGCCGUCGAGAUGGUCGGACAAGACCUGUGUUUACUUUAACCAAAUCAAAUUCUAUCCCCGAACAGGAUGGAAUGAUCGGCUCGAAUAGAGGCGCAGAAGUCACAGCGACUGCAGUGGGCGAUACGGCCUGGAACAGUACAGACAGUAUGAACGCACCGUUGUUAUGGUACAAGCAAGCUCCUGUCGCAAGUGGAAAGGGUAAAUCUCAGACAGUGCACCAUACACCUCCUAUAGGUGGUGCACAAUGGAAUCAUACAGUCCCAUCAAAUCUGGUCUUUCACGAUACCGGGGAGUAUCGUCCCAGUGCUGAGCGUGAGACGAGUACACCACGAUCCGGUGGCCGAAGUCCUAUGAAACAAUCAGGCCGAACUGGGUCCCAUGGCCGUACAGGUGCAGCUCCGGGUCCAAGUCCAACACAUUCCACACGAUUGGGACACACAGGACGAACAGGGAGUGGACGAAUCACCGCUGUCAAUUCGUACCCGGUUAAGACUUCUGAAACGCCCAGAAAAAUGGGAGGUUCUAGUUCGCCAAGGGAUGAAAGUCACUGGAUUUCGGGAACACGGGUGAAUCCGAUAACUGGCGUGGAACCCGGUGCAUUCAGUCGAAAAUUCCGUCCGGACACAAAGCUAGACAGUCAACUACGCCCGGAUAUCCGGAUGAUUCAACAAAGCUCGGCUGAUCAACAUUUGCCCAGUUGUCGUUUGAUAAGUCGAACUCAAUCAUGGGGAGGUGGAUUACGUCUGGCGGGGACAGAACCGUUUUGUGAUGGCGAGUGGGAAGUAACUCAUUCCAAUGAUAAUCACCAAAUACCGGAUUUGGCUAUACCAAGUGAAAUAACCGGGUAUAGGAAAUCCGGUCUCACUGGUGCUCAAACUCGCCUGAUCGAUGAAAGAUUAGUUCCAUGUGUGAUGGAUACAGGACGUCAGUUUAGGGGUGUACCAGUUUAUAGAUGUCGAGAAAUGGAAUCACCUGUCAUAACCAGUGUACCCGGUCGUCCUUUUCCAAGCCAACGCACAGCAAUACACGUCAGUAUGCCGAAUGUGAACGGUGUUUUUAGUGCUCGCGGUCCAGCUACAAUUAUGCCUUCAUGGGAUGAUCGAUCCGGGGUCCGACUGACAGCUAUUUCGAGCAAACGAGAUUUCAAACCACCGUCGGCUAAACGUCCACGAAUCGCAUCAAGUCGACCGGAAACACGAGAAAUGGAACAGUGGAUUGCAACCAGCUACGGCACGGACACGGAAGAUGAUUUUUCUGCUGGUGCGGUCAUGCUGGAAGAAUGCACAACUGUGCCCAGUGAUCCUAUGAAACCACCGAGUGCCACAGCCUCAUCCAGUAGCACAACUACACACGGAAGUCAAGCAAUGGCAGCCGAGUUGAUCACUUUACGAUCGAUUAAAGGCGAAGCCCAGAACGCCAGAUUGAUUAUACAACCACCUGGUACGCGCCGAACAGAUGGCACUGGCUCACACAUGUCCCCAUAUUUGUCAAACGGGGCGCAGGGUUUACCCGUAUUGAGCUCACCGCAGACAAGUAGUGUAUCGGAGGUUUCCACUGACGACGGUUCUCUUGAACCAUCGAACGGACAAGGUAUUGAUCACAGUGAAAGCGAGGGUUUGUAUCAUAUAUCAAAAAAUUCCCAACAAGGGUAUAGCACGGAUUCCGAACGCUCAUCACCCCAAGUGAUAUUAUUUCCGGCCCCGGAACUCCCACUUGACCCCACUUCUUUAGCCUACCGACCGGUAAUCCGACGCGUAGGCGGUGGUUCACCCUUAGACACGUCGAAACCGACAGGCACACCUGUGUAUCGAACAAUCACGGACACAGGUCGGCCAGUUCCUUCGCAUCAUUAUCACCACCCACAACCACCACCAACACAACCACCAGCACCAGCACCACAACCACGAACUUCUCGAGCCCCGAGUGGAUCCAGUGUAGAUCGUGAACCGAUGAAAUCUUAUGUAUACGAAUAUGAAGCCUGA
Molecule: messenger RNA, 2532 nt
Organism: Echinostoma caproni
Lineage: Eukaryota; Metazoa; Platyhelminthes; Trematoda; Plagiorchiida; Echinostomatidae
Source: the annotation of a GenBank genome assembly